This is a messenger RNA of Priapulus caudatus, 4841 nucleotides long. RefSeq names its product glycogen debranching enzyme-like. Gene Ontology annotation, biological process: glycogen catabolic process. Gene Ontology annotation, molecular function: 4-alpha-glucanotransferase activity; amylo-alpha-1,6-glucosidase activity. The coding region runs from base 16 to 4497 and encodes 1493 amino acids. The record is from RefSeq and is a predicted model, not a curated record. NCBI's taxonomy places the organism in Eukaryota, Metazoa, Priapulida, Priapulimorpha, Priapulimorphida, Priapulidae. The transcript has 28 exons.
CGGAGUGAAAAUGCGAUGGCUGCGAAGAUGGACGAGAUGUUUAUCGCAUCUAUGUUGGACGUAGUGCAUAAGAGGCACAUCAGACACGGGCAUGGUAGAAGUUCAGUGAAGACUCACGGCGUGCUCAGGCCAAUGUGGUGCAUGACCGGCAACUUCCCUCUCUAUCGACGCAAAGCUAUGAGCAGCAGCGGCGGAAGCAGCCCCGGCGUGAGUGCCAAUCACGGUCAGCAGCAGCCUCCCCAGCUGCGCGUCCUGCAGCUAAACGACGGAGAGCACCGGCAGUCGGACGUCUUCCGCCUGCAGAAAGGAUGGACAUUGCAUUUUCAACUCGGGCCGUCGCUACUCGGUAAGAAGGUGCACGUCUUCACGAACCACCCCGCGAGCGCCAGCGCGGAAUUCGACCGCGGGGAGUACCGUGAGUUGGCAUGGCAACAGAAGAGCAGCACCAGCGGCGACGAUUCGGACGUGUUCGUCGAGGUCUUGUGCGGUUCGUCAGGAUGCUUCAACUACUUCUUUCUGUACGAGGGAGGUGGGUCGAUUCUGAAGCCGAACGGAUCAGGUUACUUUCUUAUUGAUCCUGUUCUGACUGUUGGUGCAAAAAAUGAGGAGAUAUCACUUGACUGUCUGCAGUGUCAGACUGUGCUGUCAAAGUGCCUGGGUCCCCUGGACGAGUGGGAGGGUCGUCUCAUGGUUACCAAGGAGACGGGCUACAGCGCAUUUCACUUUACUCCCGUACAAGAUCUGGGCAAGUCCAACUCUGCCUACUGCAUCAAGGAUCAGCUGUCCCUGAACCGAACCUUUCAGCCUGGGCAGCCAUCAACCUCGAUGAAAACUCUGGCCCCUCUCAUCAAAAAGAUCAGAGAUGAGUGGAAGAUGCUGUCCAUAUGCGACAUAGUGCUGAACCACUCAGCGAACGAGAGUCCGUGGCUGAAGGAGCACCCCGAGUGUGCGUACAACCUGGUGAACUCGCCUCACCUGCGACCCGCGUACAUCCUCGAUCGGGCGCUCUGGAACUUCAACAGCGAGGUGGCCGCCGGCAAGUGGGAGGAGCGCGGCCUGUCGUCGCACCUCACUACCGAAGAGGACCUUAGGAAAUUGCUGUCCAUCUUGCACGAUGAAAUCAUACCGAAAGGCAAGAUCGAAGAAUUUUUCAUACUCAAUGUUGAGACACUGGUAGAGGAAUUUCGGGACAAGGCGUUAGAUAUGGGACCAUGCGCCAAUCGCGUGCCGGAGGGAUCUAUCCUGAAGGUCGUGCAAGAUCCAGCCUUUCGCAGGCUGCAGUGCAGCGUUGACAUGAACAUGGCACUAAACAUGUACAACCAUCACACCGAGCAGGCCCUGGCUGAAGAAGACAGGGUGGUGAUGUGCUGCGCCAGCUUCCGCGGCCGCCUGCACGAGUUGAAUCACGAGGCGGAGUUUCUGUGCAGCUGCCACCUGAAGCAGGCGGAGGACUGCCUCAUUGCCGCGCAGCGCUACUACCGCCUGCAGGCCGACGGACCCAAGUGGAAGGCGGUCACCGAGAAGCAGCCGAUCUCGUCCCAGUAUUUCACGCACCCGGUGGCCGACACGUGCCUGGAGGACGAUGAGAAGCUGAUGGACUCGCCGCGCGCCGCGUGGGUGAUGGCGCACAACGGCUGGGUGAUGAACGACGACCCGCUGAAGAACUUUGCCGAGCUGCCGAGCAUCGUCUACCUGCGCAGGGAGCUGCUAGCGUGGGGCGACAGCGUGAAGCUGAAAUAUGGAAAACGUCCAGAAGACAACCCGAUCCUGUGGAAGCACAUGAAAACUUACGUGGAGGAGACUGCGAGGAUUUUCCAAGGCGUUCGGCUGGACAAUUGCCACAGCACACCCAUCCACGUCGGCGAGUAUCUGCUGGACGCCGCGCGUAAGAUCCAGCCGGAUCUCUACGUCGUCGCCGAGCUGUUCACGUCCAAUGAGAAGACGGACAACAUAUUUGUCAAUCGUCUUGGCAUCACGUCGCUGAUUCGAGAGGCGAUGCAGGCGUGGGACUCGCACGAGCUGGGCCGCAUCGUGCACAGGUAUGGUGGCGAGCCCGUCGGCACGUUCAUGCAGCCGCCGGCGCGCCCGCUCAUGCCCUGCAUCGCGCACGCCCUGCUCGUCGAUCAAACGCACGACAACAAGUGUCCCGUGCAGGUGCGAUCUGUGUAUGACCUGCUUCCUAAUGCUGCUCUCGUGUCCAUGGCCUGCUGUGCAAGCGGUAGCACCAGAGGAUACGACGAGCUUGUCUCCUACCAGCUUGACGUGGUCACGGAAGACAGGUUGUACAAGUCUUGGUCAGAUGCGCCCGCCUUAGAGAAGGGAUAUGUUGGCCUCCGAUCCGGAAUCAUCGCCGGCAAGAGGGCUUUAAACAAGCUUCAUCAUUACCUAGGAGAGCAGGGCUAUAACCAGGUGUACGUUGACCAGGUGGACAAGAACAUUGUUUCGGUGACGAGGCACUGUCCCAACACCCAUCAGUCCGUCAUCCUGGUGGCAAGGACCGCCUUCGAAAAUCCCCAGAACAUCCGUGAGACGGGAGAGAUCCCGCCGCUGUGUAUCCCAGGCGUCGUGGAUGAGAUCGUGCUGGAGGCGCGUCUCGUGCCGCGGCCGGGCAGCCCCGCGCGCGACGACCGCGCCUACAUCGCCGGCCUCGCCGACUAUGCGUGCGAGCUGAGCGAGCACGUCCCGCUCAAGGACAGCCACAUGGUAGAGCUGAGCCACGAGGGAGAGCACGGCCUGCAGGUCGUAGACUUCACCUGCUUCACCCCCGGCUCCGUCAUCGCGUUCAAGGUGUCGCUGAACAGCACCACCAGGGCGGCGGUGGUGCGGCUGCGCUCGUCGCUCGCGCAGUUUGGCUACCGGUUGCGCUCGUGCAGCGGCAGCCGGCUGCAGCCGAAGCCGACCGACUUCCACUCGAUCGCGCAGCGCAUGUCGCUCCCCGACCUCAACGUCGUGCUGUACCGCUGCGAUGCAGAGGAGCGUGACGACGCGCACGGCUUCGGCGUCUACAACGUGCCCGAGCAUGGAGAGCUCGUCUACUGCGGCCUACAAGGUUUCAUGUCUGCUCUGCAAGAUAUCCGCUCUAAGAACGAUCUAGGUCAUCCGCUCUGUGAGAAUCUACGCAACGGAGACUGGAUGCCUCAGUACCUGGCUGCACGCCUGCUCAAACAUCCUGGCACUAAAGAGCUGGGACUCUGGUUUGAGCAAGUAUUCAGCAGUCUGGCAGAGAUCCCGCGCUACUUGAUACCCUGCUACUUCGAUGCCAUCGUCAGCAGUGCGUACACGCUCAUCUUGGAAACCACAUGGAAUAACAUGUCUGAGUUCGUCAAGAACGGCUCGGCGUUCGUGAAGGCACUCGCUCUCGGAUCCGUGCAGAUGUGCGGUCAGACGAAGAACGCUCACCUGCCGACCCUAUCCCCGAAUCUGGAACCCCCGAGUCCCCCCGUUAUCAUCAACGAGGGAACAGGCAGGAAGGAGCAGGCCUGCUGUACACUGGCUGCAGGGUUGCCACACUUCAGCACCGGUAUCAUGCGCAGCUGGGGUAGAGACACGUUCAUCGCUCUGCCAGGUCUGCUGCUGCUCACAGGCCGUUACCAGGACGCCAGGCAGUUGAUCCUGGCAUACGGCGGCUGCAUGCGUCACGGGCUCAUACCCAACCUACUGGGAGGAGGCGCCCACGCGCGCUUCAACUGCCGCGACUCCGUCUGGUGGUGGAUGCAGUGCAUACAGGAUUACUGCAAGCUGGUUCCUGAGGGACAUCGUCUACUGAAGGACAAAGUGUCUCGUAUUUACCCGACUGACGACUCGCUGCCGGAGGAACCUGGAUUCUUCGAUCAGCCGCUGGAGGACGUCAUUCACGAAGCCCUGCAGCGACACUACCAGGGCGUCGAGUUCUCCGAGCGCAACGCCGGCAUGCAUCUCGACGAGCACAUGAGCUGGAAGGUACAGUGCAGUAUGGUAUGCGUUCUCCUGCAGGAUACGUACGGUGCGAGGCGCGUGUGGGCAGACUUCCAGCUGCGUUGUAACUUCCCGAUAGCGAUGGUUGUCGCGCCGGAGCUGUUCGACGUGGAGAACGCUUGGACGGCUCUCAACACGAUGGAGGAGGUCAUGCUAGGACCGCUCGGCAUGAAGACGCUCGAUCCGAGUGACUGGCUCUACCGCGGCAACUAUGACAACAGCAAUUAUUCUAACGAUGGCAGCGUGGCGAACGGGUUCAACUAUCACUGUGGCCCGGAGUGGGUUUGGCCGGUCGGAUAUUUCCUGCGUGCCAAACUGUACUUCGCAUCGCGCGUUGCUGAGCCGGGAGCACUGGACAACACCAUCUCUAAGGUGAAGUCUGUACUGUCGCACCACUACAAGGAGAUUCAGCGGUCGCCAUGGCGAGGCCUGCCCGAACUGACUAAUCAGGACGGAGCGUUCUGUCGCGACAGCUCGCCGACACAGGCGUGGAGCAUGUCGGCCAUCUUGGAGGUCAUGUACGACCUUCACAAUCUAAAGUAGAGGUCGUACUGGUUAGUAGUAGUAGUGGUGGUGGUGGCAUCAGCUGCCGUAGCGCUCCCCCGUGUAGAAUGAUUGUAGCUUUUUGAAUCUGAGUGUACAUAGUUUGUUCGUGUUCGCUGUGAUGGUACCAUAUAGGAUAGGUUGAAUAGGCGUGUGCGCGCGUGUGGGCGCGUUUGCGCGCGCGUAAGAGGGUAAGAGGAAUGCCUAUGAGUACGCUACGUGGUGGAUGGAGAUGUUUGUGUGCCAGAUUCUGUGGUCGGAUUGUUAUGUUAAAUCUGCAGGCAUGUGUGCUUACUGUUUGUGAAGUGUAGCCGUGACAGCGUUUUACUUCCAUGCGUAAAUAA